This is a messenger RNA of Leptosomus discolor (cuckoo roller), 530 nucleotides long. NCBI's taxonomy places the organism in Eukaryota, Metazoa, Chordata, Aves, Leptosomiformes, Leptosomidae. The record is from RefSeq and is a predicted model, not a curated record.
AUGUAACCUUAAGAAUGCAGUCCGUUUGUCACAGAGUUGGCACUUGUUCCUCAUGUUUGAAGAGACAGUUAAAUGGCUUCCUGGGAUUAAUUAAAUGGCAGAGAAGGCUGGUUCCUGCUUGUAUCAGAACUAUUUACAGUGAGACGGGGAAAUGGGAAAAAAGCUAUGGGUUGGAGACAAGAAAAAGAGUUGAAAAUUGGUGGCUCCCAAGAAUAAAGGAUCAGUUCUGCAGAGUUUCAGAAACUGAUAAAUCAAGACCAAAAUUUUAUGUGCUUUCUAUGUUCCCAUAUCCUUCUGGAAAGCUUCACAUGGGCCAUGUUCGUGUCUACACCAUCAGUGAUGCAGUAGCUCGGUUCCAGAAAAUGAGAGGGAUGCAGGUGAUAAAUCCAAUGGGAUGGGACGCAUUUGGUUUGCCAGCAGAAAACGCUGCAAUUGAACAUGGGCUUCACCCUGCAAGCUGGACACAAAGUAAUAUUCAACACAUGAGAGAACAGUUUCAUGCACUAGGUCUGUCUUUUACAUGGGAAAGG